Diabrotica virgifera virgifera (western corn rootworm) is the source of this 2943-nucleotide messenger RNA. RefSeq names its product rab3 GTPase-activating protein catalytic subunit (gene Rab3GAP1). Gene Ontology annotation, biological process: positive regulation of GTPase activity. The record is from RefSeq and is a predicted model, not a curated record. The transcript is spliced from 6 exons. Lineage: Eukaryota; Metazoa; Arthropoda; Insecta; Coleoptera; Chrysomelidae. Gene Ontology annotation, molecular function: GTPase activator activity. Bases 100 to 2844 code for a protein of 914 amino acids.
GUCAAAAUUUUAAAAAUAAAAUCAGCUGUUUUGAUUUCAUUUUCAAAAGUUCCUGUUUAUAUCUUUUGACAACUAUUUUCCAUACAAUAUUUUCGAAAUAUGAAUGAAGAAAUUGACGAAAGCGAAUUUUACCAUCAAGAUUUCACAACAGCUUCAGAAUGGGAGGUUUUUAUGGCGAGAAUGGAGGAAAUUAUAAACCAAUGGAAAGUUGAUGAAACUAAAACUGAAUGUGUUCCAGAUGUAGCAAACACAUGGAAAAUAAAAGCUGAAAAAAUACAGUUUGCUGAUACUGACUUUAGCUUAUUUUUAUAUUGUAAACAAACUGAGUGUCCUGAUACAUCUGACAGUGAUGAUGAAAACGAAAAACAUAAAAGUCCUAUAGACAACUUAUAUGAUUUUGAAUUGUACAAUGAGUGUAACAUUGAAGAUCAUUCUUGUAUCUCUUCCUGGUAUGGUUUGAAUGAAUAUAUUGUACUGUCACCAAAUAAUAACACUGGAAUCACAUCAGAAAGUAAAAUUAAAGUACUUCUUAGUUCUGCUUACAUUGUAUCCAGUAAUUUAUUAUCAUCAGGAAACAUAAGUUAUCCACGGCCUAUCUUCGUUCAGAUCAGAGAGAAAUGGCAGAAAUGCUACUUAGGAGUCUUCGAAAAUGAAGUAAUGAGAACAAAUUUUGAAAUGGUGCAUUUACGAAAAGGUCCACCACAUUGCAGCUACCUUACAGGCCUUUUAGAUUUAUUUAAAACUAAGAUAAUGUCAUCUUGUGGUAUUGAAAAUAUUCUAGUUUCUGUACAGCAGUCAUAUACUUUAUCAGAUUUUGGCCUUCAUGUUUGGAAGCAAGACUUACUUUCUGAAGCUCACGAUUUGAAAGUUCUUGUUUUGCCGUUUGGAGUGACUGUUGAACCCAUUAAUUCUCUUGUGCUACAUACUACUUGGAACCAUGUACCAAACCAUUUGAUAGUUGACAGUGAAAAUUACACAGAUUUUGAUCCAAAAGCUGCAAUGAAAUGGUCUUUACUGGUCAAAACUACAACUGAACCAGUUUGUCUGUUGGCUGAUGUGCUUACAGAGUUUUUCCAAAAUCUUAGUAACCAAUCUUUAAUUUUUGAUAUUUUGGGAGAUUUUGCUACAUUGCCUAGUAUUGAUAGCAAUCCACUGGAUUUGUUAACUGAACCUGCUGUACCCACUAUAUCGAGGCUUUUAAAUAGGGCUUCUAGAGUGUCCACUUCCCGGAACAAAAUGACCAAUAAUCCACCUCUCAGUGAGUCUGUGUUGGUACUAUUAUUAUAUUUCUUAUUUCCUGAUGCAGAUGAAUCCACAACUGUUCCAUAUGGGCUAGAAGAAAAGGAAAUUGAAGAUUCUUCAUCACCAGCUUCUCCUAAAAGAUUUGAAGCAGAUUUCAAAGGUUUUAAGACAUGUUCCAUCGAUUCCCUUCCAUGGCGCUUGUCCAUUGUACUGGCACAUUGUCUGCAGAGUCUAGGAGGAAUCAGAGCCUUCGCUCACAUCUGGUACGAGUUUGUUCAAGAAAUGAGGUAUCGUUGGGAUAAGUCUAUGCCUAUUCCUGGUUUACCACUUGGUUUACCAGACCUGCGAACCUCUCUACUAUCUCAAAAGCUGCAAAUGUUAAACUGUUGCAUCGAGAGAAGAACUUGUCGAGAAAAUACUCAGCAAUCAACUUACGACUCGGCAGAGGGUUCAUCAACAGAUGAUGAAUUUUACGACUGUUCCUCGGAAAAACCUGCUGACGAAAAGGCCAAAGAGAAGUAUUCUCUGUGGAAUCAACCUGUAGGUAGAAAAAACAAAUUUGGUAAUAUGAAGUUACUGAAAACUGGAGAUCCUCUGUACAUUCCUGUUACUCAAGAACAAGUAAUAAAAACCGAAGACCAGCUUCAAGAAGACGCCGAUUUUCUCCUUAACCUCGGCUCUGACGCCGAAGCUAGCGAUUUGAGAGCCAGAAUGAUGAGUUCAUCUCUUCUAUCCGAUAUGGAAUCGUUUAAGGCCGCAAAUCCAGGAGCUGCGGUGGAAGAUUUUAUUCGUUGGUACUCGCCUAGGGAUUGGAUCGAAAACGAUAAUGAAUUCGAUGAAUGGGGACAGAAGGUUGGUCAAUUAAGUCCGAGAAUGUUAAUAGAAGAAAACAAUAUAUGGGUAGAAACAUGGGAGUCUGCUAAACCCGUUCCGGCUCAUAGACAGAGAAGGUUGUUUGACGAUACUGCUGAAGCUGAAAAAGUUUUGCAGUAUUUGGAAAUGAGGACAGUUUCGCAGAUUUGCGAGCUGAUGAUACCAAUCCUCUCUCAUUGUGCCAUCUAUCGGAUACUAGACGAAUAUCAGACUGUCAUGGCGGAUCACCAGGAGUUCUCUAUACUAUUAUCCAACAUUCUACGCCUCGGAGAACGUUUGUCAAGAGAACAUAAACUUCAACCGCGACGAUUUGAAGCUUUUAUCCAUGAAGUAACGUCGAUAGAGCUUUUGAUCUCUCAAUUCAAUUCUUUACAAUACAAGUUAAAUCCAUCCAAAAAUAUUAAUGAAGAAAUAGACGCUUUUGUUAUGAAGCUCGUUACAGGACAGGAAGUGGAGAUUCAAAACAAAAGCCACUCUGACAUCGGCAAAAGAAUUAUUGCUAUGUUCGGUGACGCCCAAAAAAGUAUUUUAGGUGAUCAAACUGGAGAUGAAAGAAAUCGUGAAAACGCAGCGUUUCCUACACCGUCAUCUAGGGAAUUUGUUAUGCGAGUUAAUGCUGUCAAACCGGCCGUUUAUUCUGCCAAAUGUCCACAGUUGCUGCGAGCUGUUUUAAGUAAAGAUGAGUUUAGAUUAGUUGGUGCUUUUUCGGAGGAUACAGCUUUCUUUUAACUUCUGCUAAUAAUCUAUAAUAUAUUCGUAUUUUUCCUUAUAUCGGUAAGCUAAUUGAAUAUUCUAUGUGAUAAGAUUAUAUAAACUAUAAAUUUUUAA